Molecule: messenger RNA, 3955 nt
Organism: Pelodiscus sinensis (Chinese soft-shelled turtle)
Lineage: Eukaryota; Metazoa; Chordata; Testudines; Trionychidae
Source: RefSeq, a predicted model, not a curated record
UUUUAUUUCCGUUUUUACUUCUCCAUCUUUCUCUUAGUGCAGGUCAUGUAGCACCGAGUGCCCAUGACCACAAUGGAUGGUUUUAUUCCAGGUGUCUUAGAGUUCCAGAGGGCUAUUACUGAUCUGAGUUAGCCAUGUUAAUUGUAGGUGAAAGCAUGACUCCUACCAGUCCAUGACUGAGCAGUGUCCUGACCUGAUCUCAAGUCUAAUCUUCAGAGUAUCAUAGAAUCCUAGGGCUGGAAGAGACCUCAGGAGUUCAUUAAGUCCAGCCCCCAAGACCAGAGACUUUAUCCAAAAAAACCCAGCUGGAAGUGACCAGUGAUGACUUAAAUCAUCUUGAGGUCAGUUUUCAAUUAUUAAUUAUUUAUAUUAGAUCUAGUUAUGUAGAAAUCUGCUCCAAGGCUCUGCGUUUAUCCCAUGAGUAAGAGCUGAAGGAUUAAGUCCUCAACCUUGUGCUUGAGAAUCCAAAACACAAUGGGUGGAAAUUUUUUGAAUAGCAGCUUGAUUUAAUUCUCCUGUGUUAUUUAAUUCAGAUUCAUAUGGUGGUAAAGCUGCCUUACCUUAGCUGUUGAGAAGUGCUGAAUCCAUGACGGAUGAUUAGAGACAGGGAAUAGUAUCAUGGAGAAUUCAUCAAAAGAAAAUGCUCAAUUGUUCUCGAAAACCAUAAUCCUUCCAAUAGAUGGGUCUUCAGCUAAAUCUGAAUCUUUCGCAUCCAAGGAGAAACAAACAUGCCGUGGAGGUAUAAAGAUAUUUCUUGGCGCAUUAUCCUUUGUUUACUUCGCUAAAGCACUGUCAGGAAGUUAUUUAAAAAGUACCAUCACCCAGAUAGAAAGAAGAUUCGAUAUCCCUUCUUCUUUGGUUGGUGUUAUUGAUGGCAGCUUUGAAAUUGGUAAUCUCCUAAUCAUAAUUCUUGUAAGCUACUUUGGAGCAAAACUUCAUAGGCCAAAGAUAAUUGGAGUUGGUUGCCUAAUAAUGUCAGCUGGAACAUUUUUGAUUGCGAUGCCCCAAUUCUUUAUGGGACGAUAUAGGUAUGAAAUAUUUUCUUCCUCUACCAACUCCACUGUCAGCAACUCCCCAUGUCUACAGGAUAAAAGUCAAAUACCACUCUCAGUCUUAGAAAGACCUCAAGCCAAAGUAAAUGCAGGAUGUGAAAAAGAAGUUGGAUCGUCCAUGUGGAUCUAUGUUUUGCUCGGAAAUCUUUUGCGUGGGAUAGGGGAGACACCUAUUCAACCUUUGGGAAUUACAUAUAUUGAUGAUUAUGCCAGUGAAGAGAGUGCUGCUUUCUAUAUUGGUUGUGUGCAGACAGCUGCCAUUAUAGGCCCAAUAUUUGGAUUUCUUUUAGGAUCCCUCUGUGCCAAACUAUAUGUUGACUUGGGCUUUGUAGACUUGGACAGUGUAACAAUAACUCACAAUGAUGCCCGAUGGGUAGGAGCUUGGUGGCUUGGUUAUUUAAUAGCAGGUGUGUUAAGUGUUCUGGCUGCCCUCCCAUUCUGGUUCUUACCAAAGCACCUGCCAAGACCAGAAAGCAGAAAGGAUUCCAGUACCUCCUCUGAGCAGUCAAAGUUCAUUAUUGAAGAUAACAGGGAGCAUCACAGACCAUAUGAACAGCAAGUAAAGAUCAUUGAAAUGGCUAAAGAUUUCCUGCCAUCAGUGAAGAACCUCUUUGGAAAUCCAGUUUACUUUCUAUAUUUGUGUGCAAGCAUCAUUCAGUUCAAUUCUUUAAUUGGCAUGGUAACAUAUAAACCAAAAUAUAUUGAGCAACAGUAUGGGCAAUCUCCUUCAAAAACGAAUUUUGUGAUAGGACUUAUCAACGUUCCUGCUGUGGCCUUUGGGAUAUUCUCAGGAGGACUGAUCAUGAAAAAAUUCAGGAUUAAUGUUGUGGGGGCAGCAAAGCUGUCCUUAGGAUCAUCGUUCUUUGGUUAUCUCUUGCUACUUUCAUUAUUUGCACUGGGCUGUGAAAACUCAGAUGUGGCAGGACUGACUGUGUCUUAUCAAGGAACCAAACAGAUCUCUAGCUUUGAGCAAGCCCUCUUUUCUGAGUGCAAUGCAGGAUGCGUAUGUUCAAAAAACGAAUGGGAUCCUAUAUGUGGGGAAAAUGGAAUCACCUAUGUAUCGGCUUGCCUUGCUGGUUGUAAAACAUCCAAUGGAAGCGGGAAAAUCACUGAGUUUUAUAACUGCAGCUGUGUGGGAAUUACAGCAUCUCCAUCAAGAAGCUCAUCAGCAGUGAUGGGAACAUGUCAAAAAGGAAAUGAAUGUCCAAAAAUGUUUCUGUAUUUUCUGGUAAUAUCAGUCAUCACUUCCUAUACAUUGUCAAUAGGCGGUACACCUGGAUACAUAUUACUUCUAAGAUGCAUUAAACCACAACUCAAAUCUUUUGCACUCGGUGUUUAUACCUUGGCAAUACGAGUUCUUGCAGGAGUCCCAGCCCCCGUGUAUUUUGGAGUAUCCAUAGAUACAACUUGCCUGAAAUGGGGAAGCAAAAGUUGUGGGGGAAGAGGAGCAUGUAGACUAUAUGAUUCUAAUGCAUUUAGAUACAUAUAUUUGGGAUUAACAGUGGUAUUGGGCUCCAUCUCCAUUUUCUUGAGUAUUGCGGUCCUUUUCGUCUUAAAGAAAAGGUAUGUUCCACAAGAUGAAAACAUCGCAGCCAACGGAGGGAGAGGAAAGGUCUCAGUACAAAACAGGAAAGAUAAUUGUGUCAAUAGUGACUAUUUAAUUCAGACAACGUACUGGCCAGAAAAGGAAACUCGACUUUAGGAAAAUGGAUAUUUUUUAAGGGAGAUUUUUGACUAGCAGGAGGAGUUCCAUACAGAAUUCUACUUAAACAUGUUUGAGUGGGUGAGUGUUAUUGAGCAACUAUUUUGAAAAUGUUCCCCUUUAUCAAAGUUUGAUCGUAAAUACCAAAAAUCUUCCUAGAAUGAGUAUAGGUCUGAAAAUAUGGUUCUACGCUUGCCUUAAAAAUAUAAGGUGAAAAUCACUCCCCUUCACAAAAAUCCAGGUAUUGGACUCUUUGCAGGGAAUUAAGUGAGGGUUCUGAAAGGGCAGUUUGUUUCUUAUCCUGAAGGCAAGCCGUGUGGCUGCCCCACAGAUUCCCCUCAGCAGUUCUUGCUACCCCUUUUGUAUCUCCCUUGCGUGAGAGGUAAAGAGUGGCCUGGAACUUAUGACCCAAUGCUAGUGAUCUCUUCCAUAUUGACCUCUAAGGAAUGAGUGUAGAAAUACCCUUGAUGGAACACAAGAGACAUAGAAUCCCCUACCAUGGAUGCUUCCCCAUAAAUGAAACAGGUAGUGCAUUGGGCUUUCUGUGAGAUUCUCUACACCAAGGUAAAUCCAUCCAUGAUGUUUCACAGCUAAGUGUUGUGAUUAGGAAUUCCUUCUCAAAUUUACUCACAUAAGCUCUGUCAAAUCAUGACCUCAAUAACAAAGAAGCUGUCACUAGUAAAACCACGACUUUGCCAAAGGAAAUCUGAAUUAAAGACAUAGCUAUUCUAUGUUUUACAUGGUUUCUUGCUGCUUGCUUACACUCAAUGACUGUAUAAUUCCAUACCUUUUUUUAUACAAUGUAAUAAACAAACUGAUUUAACAUAUGCCUGAUUAAAAAACAAUGGCAAGACUCUUUGGGAAUAAUAAAAUGAAUCCUGAGAGCAACUGUCUUUGUUUGUUUCCUUUUAUUUAUGCAUUUUAAUUUAUUUAAUUCCUUAGGGCAGAAAUGUGUCAAACCAUCUACAUUGAUUUUUUUUUCAUGGUUUUGGUUAUAUUUGUACUUUGAUGUGUUUGUGAAUAAGUUGAACUGAAUUAAUGUCUGCAUUAAGCAUGCACCAUGUAUACUGUAGCGUUUACUGAAAAUAUCACCCCAGCCAAAAUUCUUAAAGGAAUAAAUGAUUUUUGACCAAUAUUCUUCAGCUCUGGGUCAUAUUAUUUGAAACAUAAUCUCACAUCAGAUGACUGUAAAUCACAUGGG